AUUUCAUCUUCACUGUUAACCAUUAUUUUUUCAUUUUGUGUGCGUUUUCUGGUAUUGGCAAUACAGGAAAUAAAUGUAUCUUGGUUCUAGCCCUAUCAAAGUAAGGUGCCUAAGGUUAACUUAGUAACUCUGAAGCCUAGCUAAGCAAACCAAAGAACACCAAAAGAACAAUGUUUAAAGGAGAAGAAACAAACAUCACACAGGAAUCUGCAAAUGCCUUCAAACACUGUGCUUCUGGAGAGUGCUGGCACAAGAGAGGGAUGGGUCAGUGCUACACAGGCUCAGCUUCUGAGGUGUGUUCCACAAUUUGUGUCUUAACAAGGACAUGGGUAGCAAACAUACAGAUGUCUCUUUCUAAACAGCCUUAGCAGGAAAAGAUGCUGUACAUCUUACUGUUACAUCAGGCAUGCUGCUUAGUCAAAAAUGUAAGAAAACACUUAAAUGAGCAUUUGCAAAACUGCUGUAUAGAGCUCAGAGGAGAAAAAAAAAAAAAAAAAACACAAAAAAACGCAUUGUCUUGGCAGAGACAAAGCAGAAAGCUGUCUUGGAAAACAACGCCUCAAGUUCUGCGGCCCUCAACUUCUCCCUUCGGCACGCACGGUAGUUCAGGCCGCUGUAACCAAGGCCUGGCUCUGGCACCCGAGCCCUCCCGGCCCGAAUUCAUCAGGGCUGGGCCUUGGCAGAAGUCCGAAGGCGGUCAUGACCGCCCCGGCUCAGGUAGGCAGCACAGCACCAGGAGUAGCGAAGGGCCGCGCCGGGGCGGGGAGAGGAUGGAUCCGGCCCCGGUAGGGGCGGCCCCGGGGCCCGCGGCCCCAAUGGGCGGGCGGGGAGCGGCGGCGGCGGCGCACGUAGCUCUCCCAAGAUGGCGGCCCGUCCGGACCGAGGUGCCAGGGCGGCUGCGGGGCUGGGGGCGGUGGGCAGCCGCUGAGGGAGGCGGCCGGGGACCGGCGGAGCUCGCCUCGCCUCCCCUCCCAGCCGAGUAGGGGGAGCUUUCCGCGCGGCCGCCGGGCUUCACCAUGCUGCGGGGUUAGAGCCGCGGAGACGCCGCAGCGGGGUAAUAAUGUUAGCAGAGACCAGUCUUUCCAUAUGGGGAUGGGGAAGUCUUGGUGUUGUGCUUUUUCUAAUAACAUUUGGACCCUUCGCUAUAUUUUACUUUGCAUUUUAUAUCCUCUGCUUUGUGGGUGGGGGUUUUGUGGUUACUCUUUUAUUUGGAAAAAGUAACUCAGAAAAGUACCUUGAGCAGUGUGAACAUUCAUUUCUUCCUUGUACAUCAGUUGGUAUCCCUAAGUGCAUAGAAGAAAUGAAACGUGAAGCCAGACCUAUUAAGAUUGACAGAAGACUAACAGGUGCAAAUAUAAUUGAUGAGCCUUUGCAACAGGUGAUCCAGUUUUCCCUGAGAGACUAUGUGCAGUACUGGUAUUACACACUAAGUGAUGAUGAAUCAUUUCUCCUGGAAAUCAGGCAAGCUCUUCAGUAUGCACUUGUUCAGUUUUCUGCCAGGUCAAAGGAAACAGACUGGCAGCCUUACUUCACUACACGACUUGUUGAUGACUUCGGCACUCAUCUUCGAGUUUUCAGAAAAGCUCAGCAAAGAAUAGCAGAGAAAGGUGAUCAGAUGAAAGACCAAGCUGAGGAACUUGUAGAUACAUUCUUUGAGGUUGAAGUUGAAAUGGAAAAAGAAGUCUGUCGUGACCUAGUCUGCACUUCUCCCAAAGAUGAAGAAGGAUUCCUAAGGGAUCUGUGUGAGGUCUUACUGUAUAUAUUGCUACCUCCUGGAGACUUCCAGAACAAGAUCAUGCGAUACUUUGUCAGGGAAAUCCUCUCCCGAGGAAUUCUUCUUCCAUUAAUAAACCAGCUCAGUGAUCCUGAUUAUAUUAAUCAGUAUGUCAUAUGGAUGAUUCGUGAUUCCAACUGUAACUAUGAGGCCUUUAUGAAUAUUAUUAAAUUAAGUGAUAAUAUAGGAGAGUUGGAAGCAGUCAAAGAUAAAGCAAGCGAAGAACUGCAAUAUCUUCGAUCUCUAGAUACAGCGGGAGAUGAUAUCAACACUAUAAAAAAUCAAAUAAACAGUUUAUUAUAUGUUAUUAAAGUAUGUGAUUCAAGAAUUCAGAGGUUGCAGUCAGGAAAAGAAAUAGAUACUGUGAAACUGGCAGCAAACUUUGGAAAACUUUGCACAGUCCCUCUGGACCAUAUCCUGGUAGACAAUGUUGCACUACAGUUUUUUAUGGAUUACAUGCAGCAGACUGGUGGCCAAGCACAUCUGUUUUUCUGGAUGACAGUGGAAGGAUACAGGGUUACAGCACAGCAACAGCUGGAGGUACUUCAAAGCCGGCAAAGAGAUGGAAAACAUCAGACUAAUCAGACCAAGGGUCUAUUAAGAGCAGCUGCAGUUGGAGUUUAUGAGCAAUAUUUAUCAGAAAAGGCAUCUCCAAGAGUUAAUAUUGAUGACAGCUUGGUAGCAAAACUGGCAGAAACAUUGAACCAUGAGGAUCCAACACCUGAAAUCUUUGAUGACAUUCAAAGAAAGGUGUAUGAAUUGAUGCUGCGAGAUGAAAGGUUCUACCCUUCGUUCAAACAGAACGUAUUGUAUGUCCGAAUGUUAGCUGAGCUAGAUAUGCUGAAGGAUCCCAGUUUCCGAGGAUCAGAUGAUGGUGAAGGAGAAUCUUUUAAUGGGUCUCCUACUAGUAGCAUAAAUCUGUCCUUAGAUGACCUUUCAAAUGUCCCUUCUGAUGAGACAGUUCAACUCCAUGCAUAUAUCUCGGAUACUGUAUAUGCUGACUAUGACCCAUAUGCUGUGGCAGGAGUGUGUAAUGACCAUGGCAAGACGUACGCACUGUAUGCUAUCACAGUCCAUCGGAGAAAUGCAAACAGUGAGGAAACAUGGAAGACAUAUCGGCGCUACAGUGACUUCCAUGACUUUCACAUGAGGAUCACUGAGCAGUUUGAAAAUCUGGCAAAUAUACUGAAACUUCCUGGCAAAAAGACAUUUAACAAUAUGGACAGGGAAUUCUUGGAGAAGAGGAAAAAAGAUUUAAAUGCAUAUUUGCAGCUCCUGUUAAAUCCUGAAAUGAUGAAAGCUUCUCCAGCUCUAGCCCAUUAUGUGUACGACUUCUUGGAAAAUAAGGCCUACAGCAAGGGGAAAGGGGAUUUUGCACGGAAGAUGGACACAUUUGUAAAUCCACUGCGUAACUCUAUGAGAAAUGUAUCAAAUGCAGUCAAGUCUCUUCCUGACAGCCUGGCAGAGGGAAUGACUAAAAUGUCAGACAACAUGGGUAAAAUGUCAGAGAGACUGGGACAAGACAUAAAGCAAUCAUUUUUCAAGGUGCCUCCUUUGAUCCAGAAAACUUAUUCAGAUCCUGACCAUUGCCGUGUUGCAGCAACACUUGAUGACAGUGUGGAUGACAAUAUUCCACUUCGAGUAAUGCUCCUCCUAAUGGAUGAAGUCUUUGAUUUAAAGGAAAGAAAUCAAUGGUUAAGAAGAAAUAUAAAGAAUCUGCUUCAACAACUUAUUAGAGCAACAUAUGGUGACACAAUUAAUAGGAAAAUAGUUGAUCAUGUUGACUGGAUGACAUCUCCUGAACAAGUAGCAGAUGCUGUGAAACGCUUCAGAGAUGCCUUUUGGCCCAAUGGCAUUUUAGCAGAGACCGUUCCACGGAGAGACAAAGCUAUUAGAAUGAGGACAAGAGUAGCAGGGAAGACCAAAUUGCUAGAGAUAAUGCCAGAUGAAUUGAAGCACAUCAUAGGUGCUGAGACAACACGAAAAGGUAUUCUUCGGGUCUUUGAGAUGUUCCAGCAUACUCAACUGAAUAAGAGAAUGGUAUAUGUCUUUCUGGAGAGAUUUCUAGAAACCUUAUUUCCACAGAAUAAGUUCCAUGAGCUCUUCAACAAACUGCAUUCACGGUCAAAGCAGAUGCAGAGGUAUAAACAGAGACUACAUUCUACUCAAGCGCCUUCCUUGCAGAAAAGGUGACACUUUAAACCUAUUAAGCUGGUGUAUAUUUGUCCAGGACUUAUUACUUGGGCAGAUUCUCUGGGGCUUCAAACUCACAUGCUGUUAUUUCUGCACCAGUCUUUUAGUGUCACAUAGUAGAUUAAUAAUGCAUCUGUAAGACCUGUGGAUCUUCUCAUCUUCACUUGUAAUUCAACCACUACCAGAAGGGUUCAUGUGUCUUAAAUGAUUUGGUGCGUCUUCAUGCAACAUUGAGAAGAAAACUGGCCCACUAUAUAAGAAUGCUGAUUCCUUCCGUUCCUGAGGCGAUGUUUGCCAGCAAUGAAAAGUGCCAGACUGAGUGAAGGAAAAGAAAGAUACGGCGGAGGAAAAGAACGUUUUGGCACUGGGAGAUAGUGCAAUGUGUGAGAAUCAGGUGGAAUUUUUCUACAUUAUGUCUGUUGAGGCUCUGUAGGGCUUAUUUAACAUUCCUGUAAAGGCUGAGCUAACAUGAAAAGCAAUCUCUGGAACAGCAGAUUUAUAGAGGAGGGGAGAAAUAGUUAUACCCCCAUCAUAAAAGUAUAUUUAUUAAAGUAAAGUUGAGGAAAUGUGAUUUUUAUGCCACACAAACUUCACCUUUUAUGUUUUGAAAAAUAAACUAACAUUAGAUCUGUUGGGGGUUUUAGUAAAGAUGCAGUAGAAAUAAAACCUUUGUUCUGAUUAUUCUGUAGCUCUAAGGGCCAUCUUCUGCUCUUAUAGCACCUGGCAUACAUUUUGCAUGUAACUUCAGUGAAGAAGGGGCAUCAUAUUUAUGUUCAAUUGGUGUAUUUGAACGUAUGUCAAGAUCAUAGUUGCAGAAGGAAGGGAGUACAUGUUUCAAAGAGCACAGGCAUCGUACUAGGAGAUGAGGAAAUUGCACUAAGAAACAAUUCUCACACAAUUCCCCACUAAAAUCUGAAACUUUUUAGGGUGCAAAAGACUGUGUCCUACCUAAUUGAAAGAUUCCUUUACAUUUGAGUGUGUAAGGUUCAUGGAAAAAAAAAUAUGUUAGAAUUAGUUGGUUCCUUACAGAUAAAAAGAUUUCAUUAGUCAUAUGCAAACAUUUGGGAAUUCCUGAACGCAUCUUAGUGUAUAUAUGAAAAUAAAAAGGAGAUAAAAUUACAAUAUUUUUUUAAAUAAUUUUUUUAUUUUUUGCAUAGUGUAAAAUUUUAAUAGAAAUUUGACAUCAAGGCCCCACAUCCAUCUGUUUAGUUCCAUCAAAUAAUUUAUGUCCAAUUAAGAAUAAAAUAACAAUUAAUACUUUUAGGCCACAGCAUACCUCAGUUUUUCUUUUCUUUUUCAUAGUCCCCUACUGUUUGUGAGCACUACUAUCUGAGUGAAUAGCAAAUAAUUUUGCAGAGUCCAUAUUUCUUCAGAACGCUUAACACGGGAUACGAUACAACUAUUGAUUAAGGAUCCUUACAGCAAUUUGUGUUUAAAUGGGAACAAAUCCUUCUAUGUGAGAGAGGAACACAGACCUUCUAUUAAAGUGUUCUAAGAGAAGAUAGAAGGCUCUCAAAGGACCUAGUUAAUUUGACUGAAGCAUCUAUCUAGAUCAUUUUUCUUAUGGACUCUAGUCAUGCAACGUAGCCUUUUAUCAUACUACUUAACGAAGAUCGUAUUGUACUGUUAACAUUUUCAUACAGUAUGCAUGGGCUCAAGUGCACUUGGUUUUUUUUUUCCUUUAUUGUAGAAUUAAAUACUGUAAGUUAAAUCCCUUUCUUUUAUAAUUACCAAGAAGACAAGUUGGAAAAUAUGUAACAACCCUUCCCCCUUCUUCUCUGCAGAUUUUGUAGAAGUGUGAUUAAGUACUGUUGAAUUUAACAAAAUUGUUGAGUUCCUGUGUGGAGUAGUCAGCAUAGCCAGCUACUAUUGUUUACAUGCCUGUAUCUUCCUCUCAUGUCAGUGUACGCUCUCGCAUACCUGACAUCUAGCUGAUGAAAGAUCAUUCAGCAAUUGUUCUUGGUGAUAUAGCAGUUACAUCAUUGAUACUACCAAACCUAAUUUAUGUCGUCUUAAAUCACUGAAUUUGUUUUGCAGUAUGAAAAUGGGAAGUUUAAAUGCUGUUUUGUCAAAUCUGUGGAACCUCUUAUCUAUCUGCAGGUACCAUGAAAAAAUUCAAGAGAAUAUUGAUUGUGUGCAAAUUGGGAUUUUCUUAAUUAUCUGGUACAUUUCUGUAAAAAUAAAAAUAAUAUCUCUAGGAAUGUGAAUUGAACAUAAUACACCAUGUUCAUUAGUCAUUUUACUUAAUGGAAUUUAUUACAUAUAUAUAUAUCUAUAUAUAUAUAUACUUAUACACACACUUAUAUAUGAGUGUGCAUAUGUGUAUAUAUAUACUAAAGUUUUGUCUUCUGUAUUUAGUUACAGAAUGUGGCUUCCUAAUUCAGUUGUGCCUGUUGACUGGCAAGAUUGAUCAGAAAUUAAUACUUUUGGUUUAAAAGUUUGUACCUAUCUUUACAAUGGUUUUCCUUUUGUCAAUUCAAAAUACCUGCCCUGUCAACCAUGCAGCCUGUUAUCCUAUGAAGUCUCCAAAACUGAAUGUUAACAUACAGCACUUAAGUAUAUCUUCUGGCCUUUGGGUGCUGUGACUGGCCACUGAAGAUUGUGCCGUUGUCAACAAAUGCACUUGUUUUAGCCUUAAUUAUUUUUAAGAGAAAAUGAGCAAUUGAGUUUUUCAUUUGGUUCAUCCUCAAGCUUGUGCUGCUGGUGUUUGUUAGAACUAAACAGUAAAUUUUAAGUGCUACCAGAAUGUGUACCAAAAUAAAAAAUAUAUGAAAUCCACAAUCUAAAUUUUAAUUUUGUGCAAUAUUUUCAUUUAAUGCAUGUGUAUUUGAGUAACUGUAAAAUAAAUGAAUUUUUAACGUUUUAAAGUCUAGGUUAAAAACAUCUUCUCAGCUGAACAAUUUUGCAUUCUGUUGUUGCAUUAGUUUAUUUAAGGACUUGUUUUAAAAGUCUUAUUUGUUACUCCACUGUUAAUUCCCUUGUUCUUAAUGGUCCUUGCUCGUGGGAGCAUAGCUCAUAUGUUACAAGGGGAAAAUCUAAAGAGCUCAUCUCAUGAAUAUAGCCGUUAUGGAUUACUUGUGCAUAUCAUUGUACAGUAAGUGUCAGCUGUGUGCCUAAUUGUUCUGUUGAUGCUUUUUCCCUUCCUUCCCCAUCCUUUUGUUUCCGUAACAAAGAAUGAACGUGAAACAGACUGCCAGGGUCACUUCUACUGGAUGGCAGAGGACUCUGAAUUAUUUUUCUUUUUUUUUUUUGGAGUUUGCAUUUAUGUUCUGUCCAAUAGAAACGUUAAAAAAAAAUACACUAAUAAAGUAUUAACAGGAUUAUUAUGAGUCUCUAACAUUUAUUUUUAAAAUAACUUUCUCACUAGCAGGUAUGAAUGUUUCUGUGGUCUGAAAAAAAAAAAAAAAAUUGCUGAGGAUGACUGUUGGUUGGUGUUAAGUGAAUCUUUAAAAACAGAAAAAAAUCACUCCGUGAUUUUUAAAUGCUUUGUGAACUAGUUUUGCUUUUAACAAAUGACAUCUCUACAGUGAUUUUCAAUCAGUGUUUUCAUUGUUCUAAACUCUAAAAAGAUAUAUGCAGAAAUGAUAUAAUUAUAUGCUGUAUGACUCUUUUUAUUGUUUUGUUUUUUUUUUAACUUUUUUCCCGAGUUCAUUUUGCAGCAGCUGGAUCUACCAUGGGAGCACAAUUGUUACCCUUCAUGUAUUUAUUCCAGCUGUUUCACAUCCAUCAAAAAGAUGUCCUGAGUUACAGAGAUGUUAGUUCUUUGACCCAGGCGUAACGUGUUUACUGUUCUCACCAACUUGCACGCUUCUACUACAGGAUAUAGACACAUCAGGAAUUUCAUUACUGACUCCAAAGACUUGAAGCUGUUAUCCUAGAAUAAUUUUAUGUCAGGAAAUUCUCUCUGUUAUAAGAAUUGAUUAAAGAGAAAUUAUAAGUGUUUGUCUUCUGUUAAAUGAUGUUUGUAUGUGCCUGUGACUUACUUAACUGUCUAUUUAACAGUCGACUGCAUUAUCUGAUUUAAACUUUUUGAUGUUCAGUGAAUGUAUGAGGGUUACUGAUGUUGUUCUGGUGUUCAGUAAUCAGCAUCAUUCUACAUGUGAUUUAUUUAACUAUACGUUUCAUGUUCCAUCUGUUGGAUGAAAUAAGUUUGUUUUAGUAAAGGAUUUUAAAAGAAAGUUUUCUUUUCAUGAACAACUUGAAACAUCUGUGCCUAUGCACUUCCCCUACUACUCGUACUGUGGAUCUCAA
Molecule: messenger RNA, 8218 nt
Organism: Phasianus colchicus (ring-necked pheasant)
Lineage: Eukaryota; Metazoa; Chordata; Aves; Galliformes; Phasianidae
Source: RefSeq, a predicted model, not a curated record